UGCAAGCUUGAAAUUUAUAAAUCUCUGCGGCCUAGGGGUUUCCCUAAGGUCUCAGUUGACGUUGAAAUUAAUCAGACAAUAUUUGUUAAGAAUUACUCAGCAUAUCGAGCCAAUACUUCGAUGUCCUGAAGGACGCUGAUAUCGAGAGCUUGAAAUACUUAGGUGGCUCAUGCGAAUCAUUGUAUAAAAGCAAGCGUUUGUUUGCGGUAUUCAAUGUCACAGGCUGGCAGCGUUGUACUCGUGCCCGGUUUUGGUGCGAUAAAUUAAUUAUUGCAGUUAUUAAAAAAUAAAAUAUAAUAUCGCUCGAACACUUUCGAUUUAAGACACUGGUAUCUAAUAAAAUAAAAAAAUUAAAAAGUAUAUAAAAAGCUUUUUUCAAAAAUGGAACGUUUUCGAAGUUGUGUUUUGUUGAUUAGUGUAUUGUUUGUUUUAAAUAUUGAAAAAAGUUAUCAACACACGUGGGUGACUACUGAUGAAUUGGAGAACCACAUCAACCCUGAAGAUCUUCUUGAAUUUGCAAACAUUAAACAGAGCUCCGAAGUAACCAAAUUACACGAUAGCAAUGAUGCAGUCGGAUUUGCAGAUGUAGUGGAAACUACAACUGGCCUUCCAGUGCCGGGCACAGUCGACUGUUUCGGCUUAGGCACACUAUCACGGCAGAUCGUGAGCCUCUUCAAUAUGAGACCAGAUUCAUCUGACGAUGUUAAUACGCACUUUUACUUCUCGUCGCGAACUAUGCCUAUGAGGAUGCAGGUGUUUCCUGGUUCCCAAUUCGGGCUCGAAUGGGUCGACUUCAAACCGAAUAGAAAGACGGUGAUGAUUAUUCAUGGUUUUAUGAGUCACAGUAAUGCAUCUUGGGUCAAUGACAUGACUAAAGCGUUUCUGGAAUGGGCGGAUGUGAACGUCAUUGCGGUAGAUUGGAGUGGUGGUGGGAACACUUGGAAGUAUUGGAGGGCAGUGGCCAACACUAGGAGAGUGGGCUCUGAUAUUGUUGGAUUCAUGCGUAGAAUGAUGACAGAAACUGGGGUAAGAACGAAAGAUAUGCAUCUAGUUGGACAUAGUCUAGGAGCUCAUAUUGCGUCAUAUGUAUCGUAUCAUUUGGGGAAAGUUGCACGAAUUACAGGAUUGGAUCCAGCUCAACCGUGUUUCUGGACAACCGACUCCACGGAACGUUUGGACCCUCAAGACGCGGACUUUGUAGACAUUAUACACACUAACGGCCGACUACUGUCGAGGAUAGGUUUCGGCUUUCCUGAUCCUAAUGGUCACGCAGACUUUUAUCCAAAUGGUGGUAUGAAGCAACCAGGUUGCUACAACGAAACCACCUCCAUAUGGUCUCGUCUUAUUCCAUUUUCAUCGAGACUUCAGCAAGCAAUAUGCAGUCACGGCCGCGCAUAUCUACUCUUCACUGAAUCUUUGAUCAACCGUAACUGUACUUUUAGGGGACAUAGAUGGGACUUGACUUAUGAUGGGGUAAACGCCAGCUUGAAAGCUGCUUGCGACAGAGUUGGCUCAUGUUCUGAGAUGGGCAUCAGAGCUGUCGGCGAGGGACUACUGCCACGCGCUACAGGAGCUUACUUCGUACUGACUACUGACAAGGAUCCGUAUUGCCCUACCGAAUGGGAACGCCGGCACCCUCAACCAGAACUCCUGAUAGAUCUUCGCAAAGGUUUCCUUUUGGACCAGUUGAGGAAGACUACUUCGAAGGCAACUGAAUCCGCCGUUUAUGCAGAUCCUAUGGAAAGGGAUCUGACCGUUCUCCCUCUUACUACCACCACACAAAAGAGCUGGUUCCAGAAGUGGUUUGGUAAAUAAAUUUUAUCAGAAUCAACGAACAAAUAUAACGAAGACUUGAAAGCCUUAUUUCUUUAGGAUACUGCUUUAGGAUGCUCAUACGACCAAGUGGACCAACAAAAUGUACAGACGGUAUCUCAAAUGAUGACAGCUUACUUGUGCAACUAACAGUUGGUCAACCAAAUGAAUCACAUUAAUAGCCUAUAAGUGGCCACUACUGACAAAGGUCUCUCCUUACACGGAAAAUGUUUGAGCAUUAACCACCACGCUUGCUCAAUGUGGGUUGCCGAUUUCAAACUUAUAAUUAGAAAUUAUAAGC
Molecule: messenger RNA, 2113 nt
Organism: Spodoptera litura
Lineage: Eukaryota; Metazoa; Arthropoda; Insecta; Lepidoptera; Noctuidae
Product: pancreatic triacylglycerol lipase
Biological process (GO): lipid catabolic process
Molecular function (GO): lipase activity
Source: RefSeq, a predicted model, not a curated record